Polistes dominula (European paper wasp) is the source of this 4133-nucleotide messenger RNA. It is a transcript of the gene mus101, whose product is annotated as mutagen-sensitive 101. NCBI's taxonomy places the organism in Eukaryota, Metazoa, Arthropoda, Insecta, Hymenoptera, Vespidae. The record is from RefSeq and is a predicted model, not a curated record. Gene Ontology annotation, biological process: mitotic DNA replication checkpoint signaling; mitotic G2 DNA damage checkpoint signaling; DNA replication initiation.
GGCAGUUCAUUCAUAGAUACUGUUGUCAUGAAAAAGACAAAUGUGAAUUAAAUAUUUAAUUAUUUCUAGUAUAAUAAUCAAAAAUACUCGUCGUACAUUCAGUAAAUCACAUUGUGUAAUUUAAAUAGAAAUUCUUUUAUACAACAUUUGGGAUUUUUAAUAGGAACAUAACCUAACGUACGAAAUAACCUUCGAAAUAAGGAGUUUCUUUUUGUUUCAACAAUGAUGAGCCAAGGAAGCCAAAUAGAUUGUAACAUAAAUAUAUAUUUUGUUAUUCCAAACAAAUAUAAAUCUGAAAAUGAAUGUUCUAUUCAUAUGUUAAAUGCUUUUGAUAGAUGCUGUGAUUAUAAUAUUAAAUCUGUAUGGAUUACUGAAGAGGAUUGUCAAGAAUUAAAACCUGAGAAGACAGAUAUAUUAGUAUUAGAAGAAUUUAAAGGCAGUAUUUUUGAGCAAUUACAGGAGUUUAAGUGUUCCAGAAUAGUUGGACCAAGAUGUUUAUUAACAUGUUUUUUAAAUGGAGAACCUAUUCCGGAGGGCACAAGUCCAAUUUUUACGACAGCCAUGAGAGGACUUUGCAUAUGUGUAUCCGGAUUGCCACCGGAUAUGAAAGUUCAGAUACAACAAAUGGUAGAAUACAUGGGAGGUUAUUUUACUAAACAACUACGUAGUUGUGUAACGCACUUAGUUACAAAUUGUGUCAUGUCUGCAAAAUAUGAAAGAGCUGUAGAAUUGAAGAUACCGAUUGUUACAAAAGAUUGGGUCAUAGCCAUAUGGGAAGAAAAUUUAAAUAAUUUUAUUGAAGCUAAGGAUCCAACAUUUGAUAAAUAUAAGUGUCCUGUAUUUAUGAAUUUAGUUGUUACGUCAACAAAUUUAUCCAAACGACAAAAGGAAGAAAUUAAAAAUUUGAUCAAUAGUAACGGAGGGACAUUCAUGGGUCCAUUAGAUGGCUUAAAAGUUAAAAUUGUUAUUGCACCAGAAAAUAGUUCAUUAACUGAUAAAUUAACAUUUGCUAUGCAAAAUAAUAUAGCAUGCUUAAAACCAGAAUGGGUAUAUGAAAGUGUGAAACUUGGUUACGCUUUACCGUUUAAUAAUUAUCUUAUUAAAUCUACUAAAGCAUGUUCAACUCCAGAGAAAACGCGAGCAUCUGAGAUGGAAAGUUUAAACUUUUCGACAAUAAGUACCAUUAAUCGUGAAUUACCACUAAACAAUUACGUAGAUGAAAGUUUAGCAUCAACAAAUUCUAGUGCUUUUAAUUUAGAUUCUGCAGUGACAAAAAUAGUAGGUACAGAGCUUGCAGUUUUAGAACGAUUAUCUCUCAAUGAAGCUAAAUUGGCUGGACCAUUUUUAGAUGGCUGCAAUAUUUAUCUUGCCGGAUUUACAAUGAAUCAAAGGGAUAAACUCAAUAGAAUUUUAAAUGUUGGUAGUGCAACACGUUUGAAUGACAUAUCGGAUGCUUUAACGCAUGUUAUUAUUGGAGAUGAAAAUAAAGCUACUAAUGAAAUCAAAUUAAUGAAAUCAUCAGGAUUAUGCCCACAUAUAUUAAACAUUAAUUGGAUAGAAGAAAGUAUGAAAUUGAAAAAGCCCGCACCAGAAGAACAAUUUUUAUUUUUCAAAUCGAAAGGUAGUAUUACGAAGACGAACAACGAACCUCCUCCUUCUCCUUUAAGUAAAAAGAAUUUACAAAUGUUGCAACCACCCAAACGACCACCAAUUCCACGUUUCGAUAUUAAUAAAACAUCAAAGGAACAAAAUGAAGAGGACAUUUUAAAUCAAUAUCUUCAAAAUAUUGCUGUAUCCGAUAAAUCGGUGGAAGAAUUUUUAAAACCUUAUUCUGACAUCACUGACAAAAAAAUGGAAAGAUCCAUGGAACCUAGGACAAAUAUAAAAAAUAAUCGACGAAAAAUAAUGUCAGAAAAUAGAGAGUCGGUAAAUAAUAGCACUAUACCAUUUAGCCAAGAAGAACCAGAUGCUACUCAAAAAAUAUUUGCUGGUUUUACAUUUGUUAUAAUUGGUUUCAAUGAUGACGAAGUACAGGAUAAUGUUAAUGGUUUAGGCGGUGAAGUUGUAUCAAAUGCUUAUUCAGGAAUCCCAGACUUUGCUGUUGUGCCAAUACAUGGAGCACUACUUAGACACGCAGUUAAUGAAAUUGUCACUGAUCUAUUUGUUGAAGAUUGUAAAAAUCAAGAACAAAUAGUUGAUAUAGAAUAUUAUCAUAAACCAUUUUCUAUAAGUAAAGAUAUAAAUCCUUUAAGAGAUUGUAUCAUUACUUUAAGUAUGUAUACGGGAAUAGAAAGAAUGUAUCUUUCUAAAUUGGCGGAAGAACUUGGAGCUGUAUGCCAAGACAUACUUGCACGUAAAACAAAUAUUGAAAAAAAUACUUACGCUAGUACUCAUUUAAUUUGUCCUUCUCCCGAGGGACAUAAAUACAAAGCAGCAGUUAAAUGGAAAUUACCAGCUGUUACUGCUGAAUGGUUAAAGGAUUGUGGAACAAAAUUGAAACGCUUAGAUGAAACACCUUAUCUUGUUGGAGAAACAAUAGCUCCAGAAAGACCUCCAGAAUCACCGAAUGUGAGUAAUGUAAAAGAAAAUUCAUUAAAAUCUGGUACGUCUACUCCUAGAACGAUUCUUACUCCCAAACGACUUUUACCUCAAAUUAAGAAUCAAGAAGCGAAUAAUGAAGACACUCCAUUGAUAAAUAAACGACUUAGUUUAGUUAUGAAUAGUACACCGCAAUCCCCAUUUCAUGUAUCAACACCAGAAACACCUUAUGGUCAAGUUUUUAAACCAAAUCCUUCUCCAGAUACCAGAAAAGCAUGGGUCAAAUGGGUAAACAAUUUUCCAGAUUUACGAGUAGAAGAACCCCUUCCAAAAAGAAGAGCUCCCAGUACACCACUUUCAGAGUUGAAGAAACAGUUAUGGGAACAACUCAAAAAUCAAGGACAAAAGACAGAGGAAGAAGCUAAUACUUCAAUGUCACCUAAAUGUGAUAAUAGUAAUAAAGAGUUAUCCAAAAAAGAUGAAGAGAACGAUGAUACAACUUUGAAAAAUAAUGCAAUUAAUAGAAAAUUACAUUUCUCUCAAGAGAAUAGUCCAAUUGCAAAUGCACAAAUAAAUCUUCAAAUAGCUCAGUUGGAGGAAGCACUUCAACGGAGUUCAAGUGCUGAGAACAGGCAAUCAAUAUCUAAUGAAAAUAAAAGAUACGAACAUACAGAACCUUCGGAUUCUCUUCAUAAAUUUAUUUACAAAGAUUCACAGCCAGAUACUGUAGGAUGGGAAGAUCCUGGUUUUCGCAAACUACUUAGACCUUCCGCAGUACGCGAGGAAUCGGGAUCUAAUGAAGACCUUCAUCAAGUUGACAAUAAUCGAAGUAAUCUUAAUUCCACUCAAAAUAUGUCAAUAGAGGAUCAAGAUGACAAAACCCAACCUUAUUUUAAAAGAAAAUUCAUGCUUUCUGGAAUAAAAGACAGAUUAAUCCACGAACAGGUAAUAAGAAAACUUGGUGGAGUUGUAGUUACUGAUCAGAAUUUUGAUCCAAGUGCAACACAUUUAAUGUGCUUGAAAUUAUCGAGAAAUGAAAAAUUGCUCGGUAGCAUAGCUGCUGGCAAAUGGGUUAUACACUGCAUGUAUUUGCGAGAUUCUGAAGCUAAUGGUAAUUUCUUGGACGAAGAAAAAUAUGAAUGGGGUAAUCCAAAAAGUAAAGGAAUUAUACCGGAUCCUGUAGGAGAGGUGAAUUGUGCAAUAGCAGCAGCAGCUUAUAGAUGGAGACUAAAAUUACUAAAGGAACCUCGUGGUCCAUUUCAUGAUAUAGUGGCCCUAUUAUUUGCAUCAGCAGAAAAAUAUGUUCAAUUUGAAAGACUUAUCGAGGCAGGGGGUGGUACUGUUGUAGAGGCUAGCCCUCCUUACGACGUAAGUUCUUCAGGAAAAAAAAUAACUCAUUGUUUUGUAAAUACAAAGCAGGUCCAACAACCAAUCGAUUGGGCUAGACUAGCUAGUAAAGGGAUUCUGUGUUUUUUCCCUCAAUACUUAAGCGACAUACUUACAUCGGAAACUCCUUUGAAUCCUAAAGAUUGUGUCAUACCUGAGUUUAAGAAAUAUCUUUCCCUUUUACCGAAAUAAUAAUUACGAUCUAAAUA